ACCCUUUGAAAAAGACACCAUGAGCACUGAAAGCAUGAUCCGGGACGUGGAGCUGGCAGAGGAGGCGCUCCCCAAGAAGGCAGGGGGCCCCCAGGGCUCCAGAAGGUGCUUGUGCCUCAGCCUCUUUUCCUUCCUCCUUGUCGCAGGAGCCACCACGCUCUUCUGCCUGCUGCACUUUGGGGUAAUUGGGCCCCAGAAAGAAGAGCUCAUGACUGGCCUCCAGCUCAUGAACCCUCUGGCCCAGACCCUCAGAUCAUCUUCUCAAGCCUCAAGAGAUAAGCCUGUCGCCCAUGUUGUAGCCGACCCCGCUGCCCAGGGGCAGCUGCAGUGGGAGAAGCGGUUUGCCAAUACCCUCCUGGCCAAUGGUGUGAAGCUGGAAGACAACCAGCUGGUGGUACCGACUGAUGGGCUAUACCUCAUCUACUCCCAGGUCCUCUUCAGUGGCCAGCGCUGCCCCUCCACCCCUGUGUUCCUCACUCACACCAUCAGCCGCCUUGCAGUCUCCUACCCAAACAAAGCCAACCUCCUCUCUGCCAUCAAGAGCCCUUGCCAGGGGGACACCUCAGAGGAGGCUGAGGCCAAGCCCUGGUACGAGCCCAUCUAUCUGGGAGGGGUCUUCCAGCUGGAGAAGGAUGAUCGACUUAGUGCUGAGAUCAACAUGCCCAACUACCUGGACUUUGCUGAGUCUGGGCAGGUCUACUUCGGGAUCAUUGCCCUGUGAGGGGGCAGGACAUCAUC
Camelus dromedarius (Arabian camel) is the source of this 738-nucleotide messenger RNA. It is a transcript of the gene TNF, whose product is annotated as tumor necrosis factor. Gene Ontology annotation, biological process: positive regulation of transcription by RNA polymerase II; immune response; extrinsic apoptotic signaling pathway via death domain receptors. Gene Ontology annotation, cellular component: cell surface; membrane. NCBI's taxonomy places the organism in Eukaryota, Metazoa, Chordata, Mammalia, Artiodactyla, Camelidae. The record is from RefSeq and is marked provisional. Gene Ontology annotation, molecular function: tumor necrosis factor receptor binding; cytokine activity.